AUCUAUAAAAGUUCAUAGGUAAACAAAUCAGCCAAAUUCUCUGUCUAUACGUUCACUUAUUUGUGAAGUAAGGGUGAGAUUCUGGGGAUAUGUAUUUAGAAAAUCAUGGAGAAACUUAGAAUCAGUAAGAGCAACUGUGUUGCCAACAUGGCCAUGAGUUGGUGAUCUGUCAUGGAUCCAUCAAGUGCUGAAGUGUUGUCUGUGAGAUAAGUGUCAGUGAACUACGGUAAUUCCGUCUAGCCAGCGGGGCAAUUGGGCUAGGUCUGUGAUUCAUAUAAAAAUUCAAUAUGGCAUCCAAUAUGAGUGAUCAUAAUAGUCAGAUAAUGGAUAAAUCACAUGGUAGUAAUAAUGUGAUAAACCUUACAACGAGUGAAACACUGAGGCUAGAUGGUGACCGGACCAACCUGCACCUUCAAGCUGCUGGGUCUGCACCCUCACAACCUUAUCCCAAGAAGAAAAACUCCUCUUUUCAGAUUACCAGUAUUACUUCUAGGUUAAGUAAUGAUGGUGGUGAAGAUAGUGCUGAUGAUACUGAAGAUAUCUCUGACAUAAUGGAUAGUUCCAAGGUCACUGACUUUGAUCAAGAAACUCCUAGUUUCUCUGAAGAUUACUCUAAGUCUGAGGAAGUGUUCUUUGGGCCUGCACCUGUGAUACCUACAAGUUCUCAGUAUGGAAUCACUGCACUUGUCCAGCAGACAGGAUCUGGUGGUGUUAUGACAGCCAUGUUACCUCAGGGAGUUACUGUUAAUGUUACAGAAGGUGGCAUUGCUCUAGCUAAGGCCGAUGGUGAAUCCGAUGAUGUUAAUCACUGGCAAAAUAGAUUUAAAAUUGUUAAGAUAGAUUCUAACGAGCCAUUCAAACGUGGAAGAUGGAUCUGUUUGGAUUUCAUGGACUCGCCUGCUGUUACUGCUGCCAGUAGUCAAAAGAAGGAUGAGAGUUCUGUGGUUGUUAAUAGUGUUAGCCUUAAAGAGAUAGAAGCUGGAGACCACCAGCCACAAACUGUGGUACAGCUUUCUGUGCCAAUACCACAACAGAGUCAGGCAGGCCAAACCCAGCCUCACUCUGUCUCUGUGCCUGCUCAGUAUCAAGUACCCCAUUCUACUCAGGCAUCCACACCCAUGGUUCCUUCAACACAAACCAGUCAGGGUGGUGUGCCAAUUCAGUCUUCGACACAUUUGUCAGGAACAGCAGCUGCUCAGGGUCAAGGCACUCUACAGUAUCCUUCUCAAGGUGCUGCUAUGCAAGGACAGUUACAGCCUAUGUCUCAGGGUUAUCCAGCUCCAUCACAGGCUGCACAGGGGCAGGCUGCGGUCCACCCAUCUUCCUCUGCUCAGACACCUCCCCAAUCUCAACCUCCUCUUCAACAACCCACACUACAACAACCCCCUUUACAACAACCUCCACCUUCCCAGCCCAAUGUACAGAGUACAGUUCAAGCUGCCCCUCUGUCGCAGUCAAAUUUACAGCAAGGAAGUGUUACUCAACCCACAAUCCAGCAAGGAAUGGUGCCUCCAAGUUCCAUUACUCAGCCACCCCAACACCAGCCAGUGCAGGCUCAGUCAAGUCUGCCACAGACUACCAUUAACGCACAAAGUAUUCCACAGCAGGGAAUUCCAGGGCAGACGCAGACUAUUCCACAGCAAGGAAUUCCAGGGCAGACUGUUCCCCAGCCAGGUGUUAUUGGCCAAGCAGGCAUGCCUGCCCAGUCCCUUCAGCCUACUGUGAUAAGUGGAAUUGCAGCUCAGGGCAUGGUACCACCAGUAGUAACCCACCAAGGGGUUCCUACACAACCUACAAGUGUGAUGACCCAGCCCCAGUCAAAUCUUCCACAGCAAAGUGUGCCUCAAGCAAGUUUAGGUCAGAAAACUGUGGUAACAAGUGGGCCAUCACCUCAGCAGAUGACCCAGACUUUACCUUCACAACCGCUUCCUGGAACACAGCAAAUUCAACAAGUAGCUGCACCACAGCAGAUGACAACAGGCCAGCAGUUGCCUGUAACUCAACAAAUAAGUAGUACCAUAGUCCAGCCUGGAGUUCAUAGUCAAACUGCUGUAGGAACUAGCCAGCAGAUGACAGCUGCAGCACCAUCCACCAGCGUUAAAUCACCACAAGUUAGUCAUGUAUCUCAUCCUGGCACGGGUUCAGCACCUACUCCUGCCACUACUCCAGCUCAAGGCCAAGCUCACCAUAGUAUGGGUGCACCAACAGUGCAAUCCGCACCAUCUGGUGAACAACAGUCUUCACAACCACAGCCUCAACAGUCACAGCCCCAGCAGCCUCCAAGUAAUUUGGAAGGAAUCCCACCUGGACAACCUAUGGAUGAUGCUGCCAACGCCACUCCUCCAGCUGGUGGUAGUGGCCAACCUGACGACACUGAAAGUGUUGAUGGGCUGGCGCGGGCCUUGUUCUCUGGUGUGUUAACCUGCCCUGGACACCAAGACCUGCCUGUCACCCCGGUUCUCUCCGCCCUCAUGCACCCACCCUACACGCCUCCGUCACACACGCCUCCAUCACACACGCCUCGAGCUCACACGCCAACAGGUCAGACCCCUCCACCUCACACGCCGCCACCUAUAAGCGUGGCAGCUAAAAUAAUGGGCGUGGGUAGCUUUUCGUCCAUGGAUGUGGCCCCUGCAUCCUCAGCAGGCAACUCACGGCGCCCAAACAAGGAUGCCCCUAUCAGGUACUAGCGUGUGUCGGGGCCUACUAACACAACCUCCUCAACACCUCACACUAAGGGUAUCAUAACCUCCAACAUGGUACUGUGUGCUAGUAACACUAUCUCCAGUCCCAACCCAAUCUAUAACCAUGUGCGGUAUUCCUAGCAGGUAUACCUCACAGGGAGGUAUCCGCUCACAGAGAGAUAUCCCCCUCACAAGGAGGAAUCCCCCCUCACGGAGGUAUCCCUCGAGGUAUUCCUCACAAACCUUAGCCCCUCCCUCAGGCACUACCUAGUUUUAGUUGCUAGUAGUAGGUCUCUAAUAUAUGACUUGGUCACCUAGUCUUGGUUGUUAGUAGUGACUUCUCACCUGUGUGAAUGUCACCUAGUCUUGGUUGUCAGUAGUGACUUCUCACCUGUGUGAAUGUCACCUAGUCUUGGUUGUUAGUAGUGACUUCUCAACUGUGUGAAUGUCACCUAGUCUUGGUUGUCAGUAGUGACUUCUCACCUGUGUGAAUGUCACCUAGUCUUGGUUGUCAGUAGUGACUUCUCACCUGUGUGAAUGUCACCUAGUCUUGGUUGUUAGUAGUGACUUCUCACCUGUGUGAAUGUCACCUAGUCUUGGUUGUCAGUAGUGACUUCUCACCUGUGUGAAUGUCACCUAGUCUUGGUUGUCAGUAGUGACUUUUACCUGUGUGAUUGUCACUUAGUCUUCUUGGUAGUGUAACUCCUGCCUAACAGCGAAGGAACGUUCACAUAUAAAUCGCUCUUAGAGAGGAAGUAUUAGGCAGUGUUUGGGUGUGUCCUGAGCCAUUAUGAAGUUACGAUUGAGAGAGAAAAGUAAAGACU
Molecule: messenger RNA, 3508 nt
Organism: Cherax quadricarinatus
Lineage: Eukaryota; Metazoa; Arthropoda; Malacostraca; Decapoda; Parastacidae
Source: RefSeq, a predicted model, not a curated record